Molecule: messenger RNA, 1932 nt
Organism: Saccostrea echinata
Lineage: Eukaryota; Metazoa; Mollusca; Bivalvia; Ostreida; Ostreidae
Exons: 1
Coding region: 1-1932 (643 amino acids)
Biological process (GO): iron ion transport
Cellular component (GO): plasma membrane
Molecular function (GO): oxidoreductase activity; copper ion binding
Source: RefSeq, a predicted model, not a curated record
AUGGCCGUGUUCCUCCUUCUGGCCAACAGUGGAUUAGCUUUUGUUUGCGAUGAGCAUGCCUCAGUCUGUGAGACGUCUUUAGAGAUUGCUACUUCACUGACCAUGUUCCAUGAGACAGAAAUGGCUGUAUUUCCAAACAGUGGCCAUCUUUAUCGUUAUGACGUCACAAACAUAAACGCAGCUACACCAGUCAACAUAGAUGAAGUCAUCACAGCUGAUGGAUGGGAAAUGCAGAGGGUUGUUAUCGUCGCAAACGGAAGUCUACCAGGACCAACCAUUACCGUGUACGAAGACCAAACACUAGUGGUUCAUGUCAAAAAUAAAUUAUACUCCGAUACAGUGUCCAUUCACUGGCAUGGAUUGCCACAAAAAGGUACGCCCUACAUGGACGGGGUAGGUUUCGUAACACAGUGCCCCAUAAAUCCAGGACAAACAUUUACAUAUACCUUCCAAGCUAGACCUAGAGGAACAUAUUGGUACCACUCUCAUGUUGGAGCGCAGAGAACAAAGGGUUUGUAUGGCGCUUUAAUCAUUAGAGAGCGGAAUCCACCACCAGCUGUACAAGGAGUGACUGAAGAGUUUGUUCUGCAGAUACAGGACUGGAACCAUGAUUAUGACGUCGACCAAGCAUUCCUUUAUUCUGAUGCUGGGGUCUUUUUAAAUAGAAAAGAAAUCAAACCCUCCGUGGCGCUGGACGGAUCUAAUUUCAGUCUCUGGUAUGCUGAAUCUGCUCUUAUUAACGGAAAAGGAAGGUACUACGACUCCACGACCGGGGCACACAAUGAAGCACCUCUUGAAGUGUUUAAGGUUGAUAAAAAUAAAAAUUACAGAUUUCGUGUAAUAAACGCUGCUGGUAUGUAUCCAUAUAGAAUUUCUGUAGACAGCCAUCCUUUGACAGUUGUUGCCACCGAUGGGUAUUUUAUAAAACCAGUGAUGGUAGAAUCACUGAUUAUACACCCAGGAGAGAGAUUUGACUUUCUCAUGUACACCAAUAACAGUGUUGGAAACUACAUGAUUAGAGGACAUACCUUAGAAGUCAACAGAAGCACACUUGCCGAAGCAGUGUUACACUAUAAUGGUGCAGACCAGAAUUUUGUGAACAUCUUUUCCACCAGAGCACAGUGUCUAUCAUCAAGCAAGUGCUUGGUCUUGAAUUGUCCAUUUUCAUUUUAUCCAAAAGAGAAAAAUAUCCAGUGUAUAACAAUGGAUAAAAUCAGGAGUGAUUCUCCUGAAGACGUUCCUGAUUAUCAGCCUGGAGCCUUUCAGGAACACUUUUUGAACUUUGCAUUUCCAGGGCCAAAUUUUUCUCCAGACUCUGUUAAUGGUAUAGAGUUUGCAUUUCCUACUGUUUCAGCGAUAUCUCAGCCGACCGCGAUAACGGAACAAUGUUCAAAAGCUGACUGUGGGGAACAGAAAAUUUGCUCGUGUACUCACAGCAUUGACUUAAAGCACAACGAUACAAUUCAGUUUGUGUUUGUGAACAUGGGGAGAGGAAAAGGUUGGUCUCAUCCAAUUCACAUGCAUGGUCAUACAUUUCAUGUUUUAAAAAUGGGAUAUGGUAAUUACAACACGUCAUCCGGGGAAUUCUUAUCUCAAAACCCAGAUAUAGACUGCCAAGGGGGAACCACCCAGGAUGAAAGUUUCUGUAACAAUGCCACUUGGAGGGAUCCAUCUUGGAAGCAUGGAAAUAUUCCUGGUCUUAACCUUGUGGAUCCACCGCGAAAAGACACAGUUAUUGUGCCGAGUGGCGGAUACGUGGUGGUAAGGAUAAAGGCCGAUAAUCCAGGAUUGUGGAUCAUGCAUUGCCACAUCCAGCUUCACUCAGCAGACGGCAUGACUUUACUUCUGAACGAGUCCUUUCCUAACUUACCACCGGUACCAGAAGGUUUCCCUACCUGUGGAAACUAUAAAGGCUCUCUUGCAGGUAACUAG